Trichoderma aggressivum f. europaeum is the source of this 2301-nucleotide messenger RNA. RefSeq names its product transcriptional regulator family: Fungal Specific TF. Gene Ontology annotation, cellular component: nucleus. Gene Ontology annotation, biological process: regulation of transcription by RNA polymerase II; DNA-templated transcription. Gene Ontology annotation, molecular function: zinc ion binding; DNA-binding transcription activator activity, RNA polymerase II-specific; RNA polymerase II cis-regulatory region sequence-specific DNA binding. The record is from RefSeq and is a predicted model, not a curated record. The transcript has 5 exons. The coding region runs from base 1 to 2301 and encodes 766 amino acids. NCBI's taxonomy places the organism in Eukaryota, Fungi, Ascomycota, Sordariomycetes, Hypocreales, Hypocreaceae.
AUGGAUCAUGGACCGAAGACUGUGGUCGUCGAAGUAGAGCGACGACGACGGAGACCUGCAAUGCAAGGGGAUGAAAUAAAACUACAGAUCAUCAACUGUAUCCGGUCAAAAACGGAGACGUGCGUCUAUGAGAAUCACCACCUGGUGGAGCAACCUCUGGCAGCCGGACAGUCGCCUGGACGCAGCCAAAUCGGCGUCUUCUCUCUCGCAUCUCGCCCUCAAGCACAGUCUCAUCUGGAUUCCAAUCCUAAUGAGGCGUUGGCAAUACGAAAUCACGGCUCAAAUGUAGCAUCGAGAAACACCAUCAGCCCUCUGGCCUCUGGAAGCCAAGAUGACUUGACACUCAGCUUGAGCGCUUCUGAUGAGACCAGGCCUGGGUUUUUCGGUCUGGAUCGAUCUGAAGGUGCGUCAGGGCCUCUGAAUCAGUCUGUGGAUGCAGUUCCCGACUCGGAUUUUCUUGCCAACGCAUCUCACAUUACUGGAGGAGCCAUUCAUUUUCACCGUGACAACAACCCGUCAGAUUCGACCAAUGCUGGACUCAUACGGAGCGUCACGCAUAAGACGCGGUUCUUUGGUCAGAGCCAUUGGAUUAACAUCUUUCAAACGUUCAAAGGCAUGUUCGUCAUGAAUGAGAUACAUCUUUUAGAGAGCAGGUCCAAUGUCUACCCCUUGUUGCUCAAGUGUAAGUCCCUGGCGAGGGUCAUCAAGGCCAAGAGGACCCCUGCCUGGCCGGCCAUACCAACAAGGGAGCUGCCUGAAAGGCAAGUUUGCGACAAGCUCAUUGAUUGCUAUCUGAAGACAACCGAGAACAUAUUCAGGAUUUUGCAUCUGUCAUCCUUCAAGAGGGACUACGAAGAAUUAUGGGAGCCUGGAGCCCAUCCCGACAUAGCGUUCAUUGUUCAUCUCAAGCUCAUAUUGGCCAUUGGCGUAAUGUCUUAUGAUGAUGAACUGUCCAUGCGCACCUCGGCCAUCCGCUGGGUGUACGAAGCCAUGACAUGGGCAGCAGAACCCGAGUUCAAAGCCCGGCUAGGCAUUCAGUUUAUACAAACUCAGAUACUGCUGCUGCUAGCUCGGGAAGCCGUUGGUGUCUCUGGCGACUCGGUCUGGGUGUCAGCAGGGGACGUAGUCAGGAGAGCUAUACACAUGGGCUUGCAUCGAGAUCCGCGCCACCUGCCAAAGCGAUCGCUCUUUGCAAACGAGAUGCACAGAAGGCUGUGGAACACUAUUCUUGAGAUGCUUCUGAGAAUGAGCCUGACGUCAGGCGGCCCUCCGCUCAUUCGCCUUGAAGACUUUGACACAGAGCCCCCCGGCAACUUUGACGACGAGCAACUCAUGAUCGAGGGCUCAGUCGAAAAGCCCGAAAAUGAAUACACAGCCAUGUCCAUUGCGGUAGCUCUUCGAAAGACAUUUGCCGUCCGGCUUAUGGUGGUCGGGUUCGUCAACGACCUCUCCUCGUGUGGGACAUACGAGAAAACACUGGAACUGGAUGCCGAAUUACGGUCAGCUUACAAGACUCUCUGCCGGACGCUUGGAGGAUUCAACCCCCAAUCUGGGAGACCGUGCGGUCCUUCUCCGUUGGACUUGCGCUUCGUGGACUUCAUCAUGCAACGGCACAUAUCGGCUCUCCACACGCCCUAUCUCAUCCCGGCCCUGCGCCAGGCGAAAUACGCCCUGUCCCGCAAACUCGCCGUCGAAGCCGUUCUCAAGACAUGGUCCGCAGUCUACCCUACCUCGGCAAUCAUGGCUCCCCAACUGCGCCAAAACGGCCCCAGCUUACCCCAGGAAGACCUCCUCUCGCGGCUCGCCUGCUCCGGGCCGGGUUUCUACAGAAUCGCCUCGCUGCAAGCAAGCCUUCUCGUCGCCGCCGAACUCGAUAACCAACUCAGAGAGGAGCGGGGCCUCGUCCCUUCGCCCUUCCGAGCAGACCUGCUCUCCGUCAUCCAAGAAUCCAGAGAGUGGUGCCUCCGCUCCAUCAAAGUGGGCGAGACGAAUGUCAAGGGCUACAUGGUCAACUGCAUCAUAGUCGCCCACAUAGAGGGCCACAUGAAGGGCCUUGACCCCAAAGAGAUUCCUCCGUUGUUCCUCAAAGCCGCCGAAGAUUCAGUAGAAGAGUGCCUCGCGAUAUUAGAAGAAAAAGCCGGCCAAAGCCAGGGCGAAGCAGCGGAUCCCAGAGAUGAAUUGGAUGUUGGAAUACGUCCACAGAGCCCAGAUUGGGAUUUCUUGGUAUCAGACGCCAUGUUUGCGUACAACGCGGGCAUGUCAGAACCCAUGACUUGGAUGUUUAGUGAAAGUGUCCGAUAA